This is a messenger RNA of Castor canadensis (American beaver), 1968 nucleotides long. Its product is annotated as solute carrier organic anion transporter family member 1B3. Gene Ontology annotation, molecular function: bile acid transmembrane transporter activity; protein binding. The record is from RefSeq and is a predicted model, not a curated record. Gene Ontology annotation, biological process: sodium-independent organic anion transport; bile acid and bile salt transport; transmembrane transport. Lineage: Eukaryota; Metazoa; Chordata; Mammalia; Rodentia; Castoridae. Gene Ontology annotation, cellular component: basolateral plasma membrane.
UUGAUUGCUAUGACAUUCAGCUUUACUUGUAAGGCACUAGGUGGAGUCCUUAUGAAAAGUUCCCUCACCCAAAUAGAAAGAAGAUUUGAAAUAUCCUCUUCUCUAUCUGGUAUAAUUGAUGGAGGCUUUGAAAUUGGAAAUUUGUUUGUUAUUGUAUUUGUAAGUUACUUUGGAUCAAAAUUACACAGACCAAAGCUGAUUGGAAUUGGUUCUGUAAUUAUGGGAGCUGGAGGUAUUUUGACUGCAUUACCACAUUUCUUCAUGGGAUAUUACAGGUAUUCUACAGAAACUAAUAAUGAUGCAGAAGAAGAUUCAAUAGCAACCUGUUCAGUUAAUCAAACUUUAUCAUUCACUAGAACCCCACCUGAGAUAGUGGAAAAAGGUUGUGAAAGGGCAUCUGAGUCGUAUUACUGGAUAUAUGUCCUAAUGGGUAAUAUGCUUCGUGGAAUAGGGGAAACACCCAUAGUGCCAUUAGGGAUGUCCUACAUUGAUGACUUUGCUAAAGAGGGAAAUUCUUCUGUUUACAUAGGUACUUUGCAUGCAAUAGCAAUGAUUGGUCCAAUCAUUGGCUUCUUAUUGGUGUCUGUGUUUGCUAAAAUGUAUGUGGACAUUGGAUUUGUAGACUUGAGCACUAUUAGAAUAACUCCUACUGACUCUCGUUGGGUUGGUGCUUGGUGGCUCAGUUUUCUUGUGUCUGGACUAUUAUCCAUUCUAUCUUCCAUACCAUUCUUUUUCCUACCCAAAAACCCAAACAUACCACAGAAAGAAAGGAAAAUUUCAAUAUCUUCACACACACUCAAAACAAAUAAAGAAAACCAUCAAACAGAUAAUUUGGCAAGCCAUGGGCAACGUGGAACCAUACAGAUGUCAGGCUUUCUAACAUCCAUGAAAAGCAUCCUUACCAAUCACAUCUUUAUCAUAUACUUGUGUUUGACAUUGCUACAUUUCAGCAGCUUCAUUGGUACCUUUACUUACAUCUUCAAAUACAUUGAGCAACAGUAUGGUCAGUCAGCAUCAGAAGCUAACUUUUUGUUGGGAAUGAUAACUGUACCUACUAUGGCAAUUGGAAUGUUUUUAGGAGGCUAUAUCAUUAAAAAGCUCAAAUUGACCGUGAUUGGAAUUGGCAAAUUUUCAUUUUUAACUUCUUCCGUGUCCCUUUUACUUUACGUAUCAUACUACGCUCUAAUCUGUGAAAACAAGUCAAUUGCUGGCCUAACCAUGACCUACGAUGGAGUUAAUCAAGUGACAUCUCAUAUAGAUGUCCCACUUUCUUAUUGCAACUCAGACUGCAACUGUGACAAGAGUCAGUGGGAGCCAGUGUGUGGGGACAAUGGAAUAACUUAUCUAUCGCCAUGUCUAGCAGGAUGCAAAUCUUCAGGUGGCUAUCAAAAUCCUAAUAACACAGUGUUUUAUAACUGUAGUUGUGUUGAAGCAUCUGGUUUCCAGAGCAGAAACUACUCAGUCCAUUUGGGUGAAUGCCCAAGAGAUGAUGAUUGUAAAAGAAAAUACUACAUUUACAUAGCUGUUCAAGUCUUACAGUCCUUUUGCACUUCAAUAGGAAGUUCCUCAUUUAUCAUGCUGCUUAUGAAAAAUGUCCAACCUGAAUUGAAAUCACUUGCAAUGGGUUUCCAUGCACUGAUUAUACGAGCACUAGGAGGAAUUCUAGCACCAAUAUAUUUUGGGGCCCUGAUUGAUAAAACAUGCAUAAAGUGGUCUGUCACCAACUGUGGUGCACGAGGGACAUGUAGAACGUAUAAUUCCACGUUAUUUGGAAAUAUCUACUUGGGCUUAUCCUCAUCCUUAAGAUUUUUAGCACUUAUUUUUUAUGUUAUCUUAAUUUAUGCCAUGAAGAAAAAAUAUGAAGGAAAAGAUACCAAAGCAAUGGAAAAUGGAGGAAAAGUCACAGAUGAAGCCAAGUUAGAAUCCUUAAGUAACAAUGGGCAUUUAGUCAAUGAAACACGUAUUUAA